CGACCGGAUGCGUAUUGUCCGCCAGACAAGCGGAGGCCAGCCAAUAACGGCGUUUGCGGUGGCCAUUAGACGGGAAGAAAAACAAAAUGCAUUAGCGGCGUGGCACUCAAGGCUCUGCGAGGAGCCUUAUGUGCAUAAACGCAUCGUCGAAGCAAUCCUCCCGGUCUUUAAAGACUGGAUGGACCAAAAAGAUGGAAGACUCACCUAUAGACUGACUCAGGUGAUCACCGGGCAUGGGUGCUUUGGCGAUUACCUGAAUAAGAUAGGACGUGAGGCAACAUCGAACUGCCACCACUGCGGUGGCACUGCUCAGGACUCUGCGGACCACACACUCGCGCAGUGUCCUGCGUGGGAUGGGGAACGUCGAGCCCUAACGGGUCGGAUUGGAAGUAAUCUAUCCCUGCCCGCAGUCGUGAUGGCGAUGCUGGUGGGAGAAUCCAACUGGAAAGCAGUGGCCUCCUUCUGUGAAACUGUCAUGAUUGCGAAGGAGGCCGCAGAGCGGGAUCGGGAGAGGGCCGACCCCGUUCGAAGACGAAGACGCCAAGGCGGUCGUAUCCAUCGCCCUGGUACAUCUGCUUAACAGCUUGCAGAUAGAUUGGAUUGAGAGUGGAGGGUAUUAGCGAGAGCUUUUAUUCCUCCACCGAGACAGUGCUUUCAGCAAAGCACUCGUGGAGUUCUGGCGUGUUCAUUUUGAGGUCCCAGAGCUUCACCAAGGUGCAGAUGGAGACUAACAUGGGGUUUUUAGCCGGUAAAAGUCCGGCAUACCCUGCUUACCAUUAGUAGGUAGGGAU
Manduca sexta (tobacco hornworm) is the source of this 791-nucleotide messenger RNA. RefSeq lists its product as uncharacterized. The transcript has a single exon. The record is from RefSeq and is a predicted model, not a curated record. Bases 8 to 580 code for a protein of 190 amino acids. Lineage: Eukaryota; Metazoa; Arthropoda; Insecta; Lepidoptera; Sphingidae.